AUGUAUCCCAAGAAACUCUUGUCUUUGGCCUUGAGCCUUUUUGUAGUGGAGUCGGUAGUAGCCGGUCCCUGCAAGCCGAGGACUUCCUCUGCCACUUCUGAGGCCUCAACUACGCUCGCUGAAUCUACGACCACGAUCCUCCCCGUACCCUCCACCACGGAUACCAGCGUGGCAAUUAUUGAGACCAGUACUACCGCUGGAACCAGCGAGGCCGAGACCGAGACUGCUACUACGCUUUUGACCAGCACCACAGCUGCAUCAGUUAGCACUACCACUACUGAGGAAGAAACAACCACAGCGGACGAGACUGCCACUACUGCUGGUGAGACGGCAACAGGAGCAGAGACAACAGUCACGACCGAGGCUGAAAGUACGACUGGGGAGACAGCUACUACCAGGGCUGAGACAACAACCGCCGCCGAGUCUGGAACUACAGCUACCACUGAGGCUGUAACCACGACCGAGGAGACAACCACUGCAGAGGCUCAGACAACAACCACCGCAGAGGCCGAGACUACUACUACAGAGGCCGCUACUACAACCGCCGCAGACCCCGGCUGUGCCCAAACCAUUCUCCUAGCCAACCCGACUCCGAUUUUUGACGCACAGAAUGGCAGAUAUGAUGAUGCCUACGACAGCGUCACUGCACCUUUCCCCAUCGAGUUCUUUGGCGCUGCCUCAAGCAAUGUCUACGUCAGCACGAACGGCUUUCUGUCACUAGACGAGGGCGCGAGUGCUUAUUCCAAUAACGAAUUGCCCGCCGGGAACAUCCCGAGCACUAGCAUCAUGCCCUACUGGGACGAUCUGCUGAUCACCGAGGGCACCUGCAACACAGGCAUCUUCUACGACGUCUAUGAAACCGCCCGCGGCAACACGUUCACUAUCGAGUAUAAUGUUGGCAGUCUUCGGCCUGACCUAAUGGGCACGGGUGAGCACUUCUCGGUCAGUUUCUACGAGGACCAUCCCGGCUUGAUCAGGUUUGAGUACUAUCAGACCACGAAACAUGGUUCUAGCGCAACUAUUGGUCUGCAGAGUGAGCAACUGUUCUCCCAAGUCUCUUACGACCAAGAAAACUCUAUCUCUGAUCAGUACUUCAUUGAGAUUGAAACGACCGAAGAAGGAGGCUCGGUUAUCCGGAGAGGUUCUCUGUAA
Fusarium mangiferae is the source of this 1152-nucleotide messenger RNA. RefSeq lists its product as uncharacterized. Lineage: Eukaryota; Fungi; Ascomycota; Sordariomycetes; Hypocreales; Nectriaceae. The coding region runs from base 1 to 1152 and encodes 383 amino acids. The record is from RefSeq and is a predicted model, not a curated record. The transcript is spliced from 2 exons.